This is a messenger RNA of Vanessa atalanta (red admiral), 1701 nucleotides long. Its product is annotated as zinc finger protein 1 homolog. Bases 1 to 1686 code for a protein of 561 amino acids. Gene Ontology annotation, biological process: regulation of transcription by RNA polymerase II. The transcript has 8 exons. The record is from RefSeq and is a predicted model, not a curated record. Gene Ontology annotation, molecular function: DNA-binding transcription factor activity; protein binding; RNA polymerase II cis-regulatory region sequence-specific DNA binding. Lineage: Eukaryota; Metazoa; Arthropoda; Insecta; Lepidoptera; Nymphalidae.
AUGUGUGAAUGGCUUUCUUCCGGCGAUUGGUGCGAUGUACAUUUGAUCUGUGGAGGACAGAUAUUUAGAUCACAUCGAUUGGUCCUGGCUAGUGCAAGCGAAUUUCUUAAGGAUUUACUUUUAUCCUGCCCAUUGGAAGACUCCCCAACAUUUAUAGUACUACCCGAAUUUGAUAUCGACACGCUAUCAUUAGUACUUUAUUAUUUGUAUAAUGGAGAAGUUACGGUCCAAAGAAGCCAAAUGAAAAUGUUUCUAGAAAUGAUUAAUACGAUGCAAAUUUUUGUCGAUUCUCAGUACUUGUUAAAAAAAAGCAGCUAUUUCGACGAUGAUAAUUUUCGCCAAACUAAAGAAUUCAUACAAGCAAUCGAUGAAGACUUUGAUAAAGUAAAGCGUGGGAUUUCUUCAACUCUUUUAAAAUCUAGGAAAAAUGAUGUGACCGACAUAAAUUUUGAAUUUGGAAACCGACAGAUGCAGUCCCAUGAUGCAUUUGCCAAGACAUCUCUAAGCGGUACCAAUAUUGGUUUUGCUUCAGGAGUGCUAUCAAUUUUUAAUGAACAUUAUCAAGAAGCAAAAUCUCUACUCUCGACGAAUGCCAAUGCAGAGGUACAUAGAUCCAUGACGCUCUCAAAAAAAUCUCAGAUAUCUUCCACGUCUGAUUACAAAGUGAAUACCUCAUUUGAAGUUCAAGCUAAAAAACUAGAUGAAACUAGUUAUAUUUCAAACAUUGUUGAUAUUUCUGGAUCUCAAGAUUUGGACCAACCUAAACUAUUUAUGAACGAUAUGAAAGCAAUAAAGCAGAAAUGUAAUGAUUUUCGAGAUAAAAAUAUUUUCCAUAAGAAGCAAAUCAAAGCAAUAACUUCUAUAGGACAGAAUUUAACCCAAAAAUUAAAAAGUAAAACGAAAAAUACCUUAACUAGAGUAACAAUCCUUAACCAAGUAUUGCAGAGUCCGUGGAGGCCAAUAUUACCAUACAAUUUUAGACCUUUGCGUAGACGGAAUCAGGAGGUGGAACAGCCAGAGAUUUUCUCGAACAACGAUGCAAUUGGUACACAGAUGAGACAGCAUACUUCUCACUACACAUGUGUGGAAUGUGACAAGUCAUUUUCACAAUUACGAAACUUUAAGUACCACAUGUCAGUUCAUCGCGGCACGAAGGAGUUCGCGACUACAUGUCCCGUCUGUGGAAAAUACUUCAAUGAUAGAGGAUAUCUCAGUAGUCAUAUGAAAAUUCAUAGGAAUCAAAAAGAAUAUAAAUGCACUGUAUGUCCUAAAUCAUUCAAUCAACGAGUUGCUUAUAACAUGCACCUACGAAUACAUACUGGUGUUAAGCCACACGUAUGCAAUGACUGUGGAAAGGCAUUUUCACGGAAAAUGUUAUUGAAGCAACAUCAGCGUACGCAUAGUGGGGAGCGACCUUACGCUUGCUCGUAUUGUGAGAAGAGAUUCGCAGACAGGUCCAAUAUGACCCUACAUUUGAGACUGCAUACAGGAAUUAAGCCUUUCAUUUGUAAUCUUUGCCCGAAGGCAUUUACAAAGAAACAUCACCUUAAGUCUCAUCUGAACUUUCACACUGGAGACAAGCCCUACUCUUGUCCACGUUGCAAGCUCACUUUCACGCAGUCUUCGAACAUGAGAACUCAUUACAAGAAGUGUAAUGCACAAGCAACAACCGAAGAUUUAAUAUAAUAAGAAUAACCAUAG